AUGCUUAGCGUCGCCGUUAUCGGUGGCGGUGCGGCUGGACUGGCGGCUGUGAGCUACUUGCUUAGAGAGAAAGACAUCCAUGUUACGUUAUUUGAAGAACGUAGCGGAUUCGGAGGCGUCUGGACGAACCAAAGCACCUCAACACAGCCGAAUCCAAUGUACGAUGGACUGGAGACAAAUGUUCCUCACACCCUCAUGACCUUCACCGGCCACCACUGGCCACGAAACACCCCUGUGUUCCCUCCGCAUGAUCAGGUGCUAUCGUACCUUCGGACGUAUACAGCCAGAAUCCGAGACCCAACUCGUUCGACGGUCCACCUGAGCACCAAGGUUGUUGAGCUUCGACUGGCCUCGGACAACACAUGGGCUAUAACUACGGAGUCAUUGUUCGGCCGUGUAGAGCUCAGUUUCAACGCUGUAGUCAUUGCUGCUGGCAACUACAGUGACCCUCACAUCACACCAGACGAGCCGGGUCGCAAUGUGUGGGCAGAUAGAGGCAACCACAUCAUGCACUCAUCAGAGUUCAAGAACGCGAACGCUUUCACGAACAAACGGGUGUUGAUUGUUGGCAACGGGCCAUCUGGCUGGGACAUUUCCGAACGUGUGGCGAGAGUUGCCGCGGAGGUGGUGGUCUCCGUUCGAUCUCUCCCGAUGACUGUCGCCCCUGGUGUGAAUCGUGCUGUUGGUCUCAUCAAGAAAUACGAAUGGAGGACCCGCACAGUGACCUUCUACGAAGGCAAGGAAAUGUCAGAUAUCGACGUUGUGAUCUACUGCACCGGAUACCGAUUCAACUUCCCCUUUGCGAUCAAAUACGACACCGACCGCAAUGCACAGCCGCUGUUUCCGCCUGGUUUCCGGGUCCGAGACCUCUUCCAGCACAUGUUCUACAUCUCUCAACCAUCCCUGGCACUCGUCGGCUUGCCCAAGAUGACUGCGGCAUUCACAGUAGCCGAAGCGCAGUCCGCCGUCAUUGCUCGAGUCUUCUCCGGCAGAAUCACACUCCCCGCCAAGCAAGCUAUGGAGUCGUGGAAUAGGUCUUUCAUUGCAGAACACAGGAGCGCCAUGAUCUCCGACUCAAACUUUCACUCCCUUCCCACACGAACUGACAAAGACAAGGAUUACGUCAACUUCCUCGAGCGAGUGUGCGCUACAGCCAGCGAUCGCUUCCUAGGCAAACCGCCGCCAUACUGGUGCAAUUGUCUGGACAGCGCAAAAGCGUCUGUGGGUGCCAUCCGAGCGGUUUUCAAGGCGCAGGGCGGCAACAGUGCUUUUUCUACAACGUACCACCAGUUGGGAGCUUUGUUGGUAACUCCUUGCACGUCGGAAAAUCUUCAGGCAUGCCCGACGGGCGCUACUUGUUGCUUCCUCGAUCCUGCGACCAGGUGA
Molecule: messenger RNA, 1386 nt
Organism: Ramularia collo-cygni
Lineage: Eukaryota; Fungi; Ascomycota; Dothideomycetes; Mycosphaerellales; Mycosphaerellaceae
Exons: 2
Coding region: 1-1386 (461 amino acids)
Molecular function (GO): flavin adenine dinucleotide binding; N,N-dimethylaniline monooxygenase activity; NADP binding
Source: RefSeq, a predicted model, not a curated record